Messenger RNA from Trichogramma pretiosum, 1320 nucleotides. RefSeq lists its product as uncharacterized. Bases 197 to 1231 code for a protein of 344 amino acids. The record is from RefSeq and is a predicted model, not a curated record. Lineage: Eukaryota; Metazoa; Arthropoda; Insecta; Hymenoptera; Trichogrammatidae. The transcript is spliced from 3 exons.
CUUCUACAUUACCAAUUGUAGACGUCCCCGUACGGCUUGCUGACCACGAAUUCAGAGUACCUGAAAGUAAGAUUUUUUGGCCGCGCGCGGCGCCACACCGCUCGCACCGCGUACGGCCGCCCUUCCGCCUCAGUUGCUUUUUCGUGCGUGCACGCUGCACACGUAUAGUGAGUUUAACCUAGAAAAGUAAAGUAAGAUGCCCAAAAAAUCGAAGAGAGAAAGAGAGCCUGAGGAGAGGUUGGAAAGGCUCCUCAAGAAAGUUAGAAAGUUGAAUGCUGAGGUGGAAAACGUUAAGACUGGCCUAAAUAAGGACGAGGACGGCGGAAAUAAAUCUCCAUUGGGUGAUGAAAAUGCUUCGCCAAACACCAACAAUGGCGUACUGCAGUCACCGCCUCCCAGAGAUCCGUUGUCUCCUGAGGGCACCGAAAGCGAGGGAAAAACUAUCGAAGAGGAGGAUGACGAAACUAUCGACGAUGAUAAUUGGAAUAAAAUAAUUGGUGAGGACCCUUCUUCUGCAAAAGGUGAAAAACUCUCCGUAAAGAAAGAUUUAUUAAAGAUAUGGCAAUUUCUCUGUCGCGAUGGCAUGUCAAAAGAAAAGGAAGAGGCCUUGAUUGAAAAAUAUCAGACCUUAGAGGAACUGGCUCCACCCGACUUGAACCCACAGCUAGACAGCAUUUUGAAAGAGACAGCUAAAAAGCGAGACAAAUACAUGUUAGCCGUUCAAAAAACAGCUGCACAAGGACUCUCCAUAAUUGGUUCGAUUAUGACCAAUAUUUAUAACAACGCAGCAGAAGGAAUGGAUAUUGAGGACGUUCUGUCGCCUCUGAAGGAAGCCGGAGAUUUGCUGUGCCUUAUUAUUAAUAAGCAAUCCAAAAACCGGAAAGCGUUUAUAGAACCUGGAUUAGCUAAAGACAGCGCACAGAUUUUGAAAAAUACAAAAAUUGAUGAAUUUUUGUACGGGAAAGAUCUGUCUUCCAAAAUUAAAGAAACCAAAGCUCUGUCAAAAGAAGGGCAAGAAUUUGCCAAGCCAGUGGUACCUUCUAAGAAUUUAAACACGAAAUCCCCGAACGUUGGACGUCGAGUUGCGGGGAAUACAUUUAUCGGAGGACGUCCGAAACAACAGCUGUUCUUCAGAAACAGCCAACAAUUUGUGAACAACAGGGGUCGAUCAUCUCGAGGGCGCGGAGGCAGACAAGCACCGUACAGUCCGAACCAACGAACGAGCCAAUAAAUAAUUAUACAACACCCGAGAGCACAACACCUGGCUUUAAUGGUGUGCAUUGUAUCCGGGAAGCAUUUAUAAACAAGAACAUCACAAAU